Messenger RNA from Arabidopsis arenosa, 1108 nucleotides. The record is from the annotation of a GenBank genome assembly. NCBI's taxonomy places the organism in Eukaryota, Viridiplantae, Streptophyta, Magnoliopsida, Brassicales, Brassicaceae.
GCCAUGUAAACAGAGGAAAACAAAACUCACCAUCUUCAUUUUUUCAGAGAUCCCAAAAAGAACCAGAGAGAAGAAGACGAACUCUGCGAAAACGAUGCCGUAUUACACCAACGACGACAAUGACGUCGACGAUUUCACCGAAUACGAUCCGUUGCCGUAUAGUGGAGGCUAUGACAUCACCGUAACAUACGGCCGCUCAAUUCCACCGUCCGACGAAACUUGUUACCCUCUCUCGUCUCGCUCCGGCGACGCGUUUGAGUAUCAGCGACCUAACUUUUCUUCAAACCACGAGUCUUCUGCUUAUGACGACCAAGCUCUUAAAACCGAGUACAGUAGCUAUGCCCGACCCGGACCCGUUGGAUCUGGAUCCAGUGGAUCUGAUUUUGGCCGGAAACCUAAUUCUGGUUAUGGCGGAAGAACGGAGGUUGAGUAUGGCCGGAAACCUGAAUCGGAGCACGGAUCUGGCUAUGGUGGGAGGAUUGAGAGCGAUUACAAGAAACCUAGCCAUGGCGGUCACAAGGAUGGUGGUGACGAUAGUCACAAAAAACAUAGUGGUAAGGAUUAUGAUGAUGAAGAUGAGAAGAGUAAGAAGAAGGAGAAGAAGAAGGAUAAGAAGAAAGAUGGUAAUAACUCUGAAGAAGAUGAGUUCAAGAAGAAGAAGAAGAAAGAGCAGUACAAGGAUCAUCAUGAUGAUGAUUAUGAUGAGAAGAAGAAGAAGAAAGAGCAGUAUAAGGAUCAUCAUGAUGAUGAUUAUGAUGAUAAGAAGAAGAAAAAGAAGGACUAUGAUGAUGAUGAUGAGAAGAAGAAGAAGAAAGAGUAUCAUGAUGAUGAGAAGAAGAAGAAGAAGGAUUAUCAUGAUGAUGAUGGUGAUAAGAAGAAGAAGCACUAUGAUUAUGAUGAUGAGAAGAAGAAGAAGAAGGAUCAUCGUGAUGAUGAUGAUGAGAAGAAGAAGAAGCACUAUGAUUAUGAUGAUGAGAAGAAGAAGAAGAAGGAUCAUCAUGAUGAUGAUGAUGAGAAGAAGAAGAAGAAGGAUAAGCACCACAAGGGACAUGACUAAAAGCUUUAUGAUUUGGGAUUGCAUUCUUAUGACUAAAUAAGUAACUUCAAC